This is a messenger RNA of Ziziphus jujuba (common jujube), 1637 nucleotides long. RefSeq names its product putative protease Do-like 14. The transcript is spliced from 11 exons. The coding region runs from base 144 to 1460 and encodes 438 amino acids. The record is from RefSeq and is a predicted model, not a curated record. Lineage: Eukaryota; Viridiplantae; Streptophyta; Magnoliopsida; Rosales; Rhamnaceae. Gene Ontology annotation, molecular function: protein binding; serine-type endopeptidase activity. Gene Ontology annotation, biological process: proteolysis.
UUGGUCAACAGGGUACAAGCUUCGUUGUUAUUAUUAUUAUUAUCAUUUUGGAGAAAGAAGAGGGGUUUAAGCUUGGGUUUUGGCUUGCUCAGCAUUAUAACUUAUAACGUGUAGAGAUUUCCAGAAAAAAGUUGGCCGUACCAAUGAGCCGUCUAGUGAGAAAGGAUUCAAUCAUCCGGAUCGCAGCAAUUGUAACUGCAGGGUCCGGUUUACUGUACGCUAAGAGAAGCUCCAAUUACAAAACUAAUGUAGCGGUGUCCAUUCCUGAGUCAUUCCGUGAUGAAUUAUCUUCUCUUCCGUGCCAAACCCUUGAAGGCAGGCUUCCACAACCUUUGUUUGGAUUGUCCUAUCCCCCCCAAAAUGGACAAAGGGGGAAAGAUGUAGGAGUGCUUUCUUUACUUUCAUCUAGAGAGGCUCCUAUCCCGCCACCAUCAAAUAUAAAAAGGGAUUCAGGGAUUUCUAAAGAUAGCCCAAAACCAUGUUGUGGAUGCUUGGGCAGAAAUACCAUUGCAAAUGCAGCUGCUUGUGUUGGUCCUGCUGUAGUGAAUAUAUCUAUUCCUAACGAAAAAAAUGGGACCGUUGGUGGAAAGGGUAUAGGCUCUGGAACUAUUAUUGACAAAGAUGGUACCAUUUUGACAUGUGCUCAUGCUGUAGUCGAUUUUCAUGGAUUACGGCCUUCAAUGAAAGGAAAGGUCCAUGUAACUUUGCAGGAUGGUAGAACAUUUGUUGCUUCAGUGAUGAAUGUUGAUCUACAUUCUGAUAUUGCUAUUGUUAAAAUCAAUUCCAAAACCCCACUCCCAACUGCCAAACUUGGCUCUUCAACCAAGCUUCAACCUGGGGAUUGGGUGCUAGCCAUGGGCUGUCCACUUUCACUUCAGAAUACUGUCACUGCUGGUAUAGUAAGUUGUGUUGACCGUAAAAGUAGUGAUUUGGGUCUUGGCGGAUUGAGGAGAGAGUAUUUACAGACAGAUUGUGCAAUUAAUCCAGGGAAUUCCGGGGGCCCUCUUGUUAAUAUUGAUGGAGAAGUUGUUGGUGUCAAUAUUAUGAAACUGCUUGCUGCUGAUGGUUUGAGUUUUGCCGUACCAAUCGACUCUGUCACCAAAAUUAUAGAGCACUUCAAGAAAAGUGGGAGAGUUGUUAGACCUUGGCUUGGGUUGAAAAUGCUUGAUCUUAAUGAGAUGGUCAUUGCUCAGCUUAAAGAGAGAUCUUCAGGAUUCCCAAAUGUUGAGAAAGGCGUUCUUGUUCCUUCGGUAACUCCUGAGUCACCUGGUGACCGUGCUGGAUUCCUACCUGGCGAUGUUGUCGUUGAAUUUGAUGGGAAGCCUGUUGCAAGUAUCAAGGAGAUAAUUGAUAUUAUGGGAGACAGGGUAGGAGUACCCUUGAAGGCAGUUGUGAAAAGAGCAAACAAUAAACAAGCGACCCUGACCGUAGUUCCGGAGGAGGUCAAGCAUGAUAUUUGAAUCAAAACGACACAAACCUUUCCUUUAUAAGUAGAAAUCAAAAAAGAAAAUUGUACAUUCAAUAAUUGGCUGAAAAAUCACAUCAUACAUCACAUACCGUGCAUCUCUCUUCUUCUUCUUCUUAUUAUUUUUUUUUUAAUUUUUAAGGGGAGAAAGAAAAAAGUGUUUAUUGAGGCA